UGCUGAACAUGGGAACUAUGCGCAAACCUGAUGCGCAGAAAGCUCUCGGGGCUAAACAUGAUUGUGUUCACAUUCUCCAGACUGUCCCAUUUACUGAGGAUAUCAGGCAGUAAAGCUUCAGUAUUCCGAAACGGGACCGAGAUAAAACACGGAGCAGGUUGCUGUGUGCAGCUGAAAAGAUUCCAGGUCAGGGGAUGCAGUCAAAUGGGUCGAUGAACAAAAAAGGUCUGCAGGAUAGGCAGAAGCAGCAAAUGGCCAGAGGUCUUCCUAAGCAGAAGCCCAUCAGAGACGUCAAACAGGUGAUUGUUGUUGCUUCGGGGAAAGGCGGCGUGGGCAAGUCCACAACAGCAGUGAACUUGGCUCUUGGAUUAAUGGCCAUUGACAAGUCUAAGUCAGUUGGUCUGUUGGAUGCUGACAUCUAUGGGCCCUCCGUUCCCAAACUGAUGAACUUGAAAGGAAACCCAGAGCUCAACGAUGAUAAUCGAAUGAUUCCUCUUAUCAACUAUGGUGUCCCAUGUAUGUCAAUGGGCUUCCUGGUGCAGGACGCAUCCCCGGUAGUUUGGAGGGGACUGAUGGUAAUGUCUGCUAUAGAGCGCUUGCUCAGACAGGUAGAAUGGGGCUCUCUGGACUACUUGGUGGUAGACAUGCCUCCCGGGACGGGAGACGUCCAGCUGUCCAUCACUCAGAACAUUCCCAUUGCAGGGGCAGUCAUCGUUUCAACACCACAAGAUGUUGCUCUGCUGGACGCUCGCAGAGGAGCUGAGAUGUUUAGAAAACUUAAUGUGCCGGUUCUGGGUCUGGUUCAGAACAUGAGCGUCUUCCAGUGUCCCAACUGUCAUCAUCAUACCCACAUCUUUGGAUCCAACGGGGCAAAGCAACUUGCUGAGACGAUCAGUGUCAAGUUUUUGGGUGACGUCCCUCUUCACCUAAACAUCAGAGAGAUGUCGGACAAAGGACAACCCAUAGUCAUAUCUUCUCCUGACAGCCCAGAGGCUGAGGCUUACAGGAAGUUGGCAUCUGCUGUGAUCCAGAGCCUAGAGGAACAUACCAGAUGACUAAAAACUUCUUUCUAUCUUUGUUUCUUUGAUUUUUCUUUCACUCUGUCUUUUUGUUUGUUCCUUUCACCAUUUUUGUGCUUUCAUAGACCUCUGUCAUGUUGAAAAAUCUGAACCUGUAAAACUGUCAAUAAAUAAUUUAAUAAAAUCUUAAAACUUUA
Xiphophorus couchianus (Monterrey platyfish) is the source of this 1216-nucleotide messenger RNA. RefSeq names its product nucleotide binding protein-like (gene nubpl). Gene Ontology annotation, biological process: mitochondrial respiratory chain complex I assembly; iron-sulfur cluster assembly. Lineage: Eukaryota; Metazoa; Chordata; Actinopteri; Cyprinodontiformes; Poeciliidae. Gene Ontology annotation, cellular component: mitochondrion. The coding region runs from base 195 to 1055 and encodes 286 amino acids. Gene Ontology annotation, molecular function: 4 iron, 4 sulfur cluster binding; ATP binding; ATP-dependent FeS chaperone activity. The transcript is spliced from 11 exons. The record is from RefSeq and is a predicted model, not a curated record.